AUGUCCGAUGGAUGGGAUGAAAUUCAGGCGCUCAAGAGUAAGAGAAAUAGUCUAAGAGAGCGCCUUGAGAAACGCAAAAAAGAACGGCAGGAUAUUCUUGGAACAACCGGCCCCAGAACAUCUUCUGUCGGCAGUCCCGGUCAAUCUGGGAGUGAUGAUAAAAAGUCUCUGGUGCCUGUGAUUAAGAUUGAUGUUGAUGCUGAUCCGGAAGUUGAGAAGUCUCUCCUGCACAUUCUAAGCGAUAGCAGUCUAAUUCUUCCGGUUAAUUCACAGCAGUUGUCCCAGAAGAUCUCCAAAAUAACAUCUUCUACCUCAGUUACGGUAUCCUUGCACUAUUACCUGCAGAAGUUGGCAUCUCAGAAUGCAAUCAGUGUCAAAGAUGUGAGCAUUGAGACGGAAAUGGGAUAUGAGGUGAUCCAGGUUGAUCAUCAAACAGUCCUCAGACUCUACCAGGAUCUUGCUGGAGAGAGUGAAAUUGUGUGUAAGCUCACAGAGGAUGGGGGGAAGAGAAAAUGGAGUGAAGAUGAAGACACGAGAGCUGAGAAGAUCGUCAAAACACCAUCCGGAAGUGAGAAGAGAACAUCCAGCCGUGAUUCCACUGAUCUCAUGUCUCUCCUUUCGAUGCCAUCGACAAGGGAGAAGCAAAAUAAGCAAGUUGGUGAGGAAAUCUUGGAGCUUCUGUCGAAACCCACCGCAAAGGAACGUUCCCUUGCGGAGAAAUUCAAAUCCCACGGUGGGGCUCAGGUGAUGGAGUUCUGCCCUCAUGGCACACGUGCUGAAUGCGUCAGGGCGCAUGCAGCUGAAGAUGAGGAUUCCUCAUCACGCGAGGAAGGCUCUAGCAAGGAAUGCAAUAAACUGCACUUUAAGAAAAUCAUUCAGGCACAUACGGAUGAGAGUCUGGGCGAUUGCAGCUUCCUCAACACUUGCUUCCACAUGGAUUCCUGCAAGUAUGUUCACUACGAAGUUGAUGCUUUGGAUGCAGUGCGUCCGGAUGCGGAACCAGGGCGUCCAAUGGGCAUUGCAAAGCGCACCAUUGAUCCCGCCGCUACAAUGUACCCACCACAGUGGAUUCAGUGUGAUCUUCGGUACCUGGAUAUGACAGUUCUCGGGAAGUUCGCCGUCAUUAUGGCUGAUCCCCCGUGGGACAUCCACAUGGAGCUUCCCUAUGGCACCAUGUCAGACGAUGAAAUGAGGCAAUUGGGUGUGCCGGCACUGCAGGAUGAUGGGCUCAUCUUUCUCUGGGUUACCGGACGUGCCAUGGAGCUUGGCAGGGAAUGCCUCAAACUCUGGGGCUAUGAACGUGUCGAUGAGCUGAUUUGGGUGAAGACAAAUCAACUCCAGCGAAUCAUUCGGACAGGACGAACAGGUCACUGGCUGAAUCACGGCAAGGAGCACUGCUUGGUGGGCCUAAAGGGGAAUCCCACGAAUCUCAAUCGUGGUCUUGACUGUGAUGUCAUCGUUGCUGAGGUGAGAGCUACGAGUCACAAACCGGAUGAAAUUUAUGGGAUCAUUGAACGAUUGAGUCCGGGAACGAGGAAAAUUGAGCUCUUCGGACGUCCACACAAUGUUCAGCCAAAUUGGAUAACUCUGGGCAAUCAAUUGGAUGGAAUACGUCUCGUUGAUCCAGAGUUGGUGAGUCAAUUUGAGAAGCGCUACCCCGAUGGGAAUUGCAUGGCGCCCACUUCAAAGAACAUCCCUUGAUGGAAAGACUCUUUAAGGGAUUCUGCCCAGAGAUGAAAAUUAGAGAAAAAGAAAUGAAUUUUCAUGUAAACCGAAAGUGUUGAUAAAUUGAAUUUUUUAUUGACAAUAAAAUAAAUCUUAUUUAAUUCUUUGAAAA
Messenger RNA from Lutzomyia longipalpis, 1837 nucleotides. It is a transcript of the gene Mettl3, whose product is annotated as N6-adenosine-methyltransferase MT-A70-like protein. The coding region runs from base 1 to 1701 and encodes 566 amino acids. Gene Ontology annotation, molecular function: mRNA m(6)A methyltransferase activity; mRNA (2'-O-methyladenosine-N6-)-methyltransferase activity. The transcript has 3 exons. The record is from RefSeq and is a predicted model, not a curated record. NCBI's taxonomy places the organism in Eukaryota, Metazoa, Arthropoda, Insecta, Diptera, Psychodidae. Gene Ontology annotation, cellular component: RNA N6-methyladenosine methyltransferase complex; nucleus.